GGAUUCAGCGGAGCUCUCACACAGCACACGUUUAUGUCCAAUCAAAGAGUGCAGGUGAGUCAGCCUCCUCCACUCACUGACUGUAAUUCUGCCCACAAAGAGAGCUAUCACCUGGGCGACACGGACAGCAGACACCCAUCCCCACCGACAAACAGCUCUCUCCAAGAAGUCUCUCAGCUGCCGUGAAACAUGAGGGUGAUAAUCCUGAUACCUGUGACAAUAGCCUUGUCUGUCGCCUUGUUAGGCUUCACGAAAAUACGGAAAAAGUACCGCGACAGAGAGGAAAAACAGAGCAGGUUUCGGGAUGUCAAGCUGAGGCUGACCAACGAAAUGCUGCAAGAGUAUCAGAGAGAAGUGACCGAGGCGAAAGACCACAUGGAGACGACCACAGCUGACCUGAAGGCGCUCACGGAAGAAAUUGAAACGCUCCAGUCCAACGCAGAUAAGGCGAAGAAUGAAGCGGACAUCUGCAAUGGAGAAAAGAAAAUGGUGGCAGAUCAGCUGGUGUCAGUCGAGACGCUAUUACAAAAUCUCCAAGCUGAGCUCAAUACGAUGCAGACCGGAUGGACAGCCGAGGUGGAAACACUCAAACAGCAAUUGGCAGCGAGGAGCGCAGUGUGUGACUUUUUGAAAGCAGGAUCAGCAGAUGCAAGUAAACUGUGUGGCGAGGAACCAAAGGCAGAGGUCCCUAAACCAGAGGGACCAAAAGCAGAGGCCCCUAAACCAGAAGAACCAAAAGCAGAGGCCCCUAAACCAGAGGAACCAAAAGCAGAGGCCCCUAAACCAGAAGAACCAAAAGCAGAGGCCCCUAAACCAGAGGAACCAAAAGCAGAGGCCCCUAAACCAGAAGAACCAAAAGCAGAGGCCCCUAAACCAGAGGAACCAAAAGCAGAGGCCCCUAAACCAGAGGAACCAAAAGCAGAGGCCCCUAAACCAGAGGAACCAAAAGCAGAGGCCCCUAAACCAGAGGAACCAAAGGCGGUGGCCCCUAAACAAUAAGAGGCUAAACCUGUUUUUCCACUCACUCAGAACACAUUAUCUCUAUAAGAAAACCAAAUCUGUUCUUGAUACGUGUCAACGAGAUUCCAGCACAGAACGGUGAACUCAUGGUUUUAUUAUGAACACAUCACCACUGUGCAUAUUUCAGCCCUUGUGUUUCAGGAUAUUUAUUAACACUACACAAACACACAACAGUCAGGGUGUGGGUAAUGCUUCACUAAACUGUAUCCUGGUUGCACAGGUUUAAUGUUUAAUGUUGGCAAACUGUGUGGCUGAGACAUACGAGACACAGUAAGUAGAAAUAAUAAGUUGAUCACAUCCCAUGGUGCGGCCAAGUGUCCUUUUUUUAUUGAAAACAUGCAGGUUUACUUAAUUAUCAGCCACAAAGCAGCCAUUCCUGCUUUUCAAAACCCAAUUGAUUUUUUUUAAUAUAUAUUUAUAUGCGUUUAAAACAAUAUGUAAUUAUACAUCUAUAUUUAUAUAUGCGAUUGGACUGCAUGUAAAUAGGGGUUGAUGGGAAAUGCAAAUGAACCAGGAAAAAGGUCUGUUUUUAUUUGCACUGUUUCAACACUGUACCUUGUUACGUUUCUUUUGCUUCUGUAAAUGAUUAUUAUUUCUGUCCUUAAGUUUUUUCCCCCUCUGUUAGAUAACUCCUCCAUGUACAAUGUUGAAAACACAGAAAUAGGUAUUGAAUAAUCGUUGUCAACCUUGUCUGCCUCUCUGUCUUUUGAGUGACCCUGCCUCAGGGGUGUGUGUGUGUGUGUGUGUGACAGAGGGCGAGACCAAAGCACCGACCAAUCGGAGAACACACAGCCUCGGUCCUUCUCUCUCUAUAAGCUUCACUCUGUUAGCCUGAUGAGGCUCUGGAUGUGCACUCUGUGGUCUCGCUUCAAGCUUCAUCAUGUAUUUCUGUUAGAGAUUUUAAUAAAAUGUUCUGCCUAAACUGUU
Messenger RNA from Gymnodraco acuticeps, 1947 nucleotides. RefSeq lists its product as uncharacterized. Bases 190 to 999 code for a protein of 269 amino acids. The transcript is spliced from 4 exons. NCBI's taxonomy places the organism in Eukaryota, Metazoa, Chordata, Actinopteri, Perciformes, Bathydraconidae. The record is from RefSeq and is a predicted model, not a curated record.